AUGUUUUAUCAGUCUGUGGUGGCAAGUGUUCUGUUCUACGCUGCAGUCUGCUGGGGAGGAAGCAUCAAACACAAAGAUGCAAGACGUCUUAACAAACUGGUGAAAAAGGCUGGCUCUGUGGUUGGACUCAAGCUGGACUCAGUGGAGGAUGUGGUGGAGAGAUCUACACUGAGGAAGGUGGAGACUAUUCUCAAGAACAUGGAUCACCCACUUCACAACACCUUGAUGGACCAAAGGGCCAACGGUGGUGGACGGCUCCUCUCUCUUCGCUGCAGGACAGAAAGAUUCAGAAGAUCUUUUCUCCCAACAGCCAUCAGGCUUUAUAACUCUUGUGUAAAUAGUGUAUAG
Xyrichtys novacula (pearly razorfish) is the source of this 348-nucleotide messenger RNA. The record is from the annotation of a GenBank genome assembly. Lineage: Eukaryota; Metazoa; Chordata; Actinopteri; Labriformes; Labridae.